Molecule: messenger RNA, 1328 nt
Organism: Macrosteles quadrilineatus (aster leafhopper)
Lineage: Eukaryota; Metazoa; Arthropoda; Insecta; Hemiptera; Cicadellidae
Product: protein KTI12 homolog
Exons: 7
Coding region: 1-861 (286 amino acids)
Source: RefSeq, a predicted model, not a curated record
AUGCCUCUUAUAAUUAUUACUGGCCAUCCAUGCUGUGGGAAGACUAAAAGAAGCCUUGAGAUAAUCGAGUUUCUUCAAAAAGAGAAAGAUAAAGUUGUUCAUCACAUAUCUGAAAAUGAUGUUAUAAAAACGACUGGAAUGGAUAAAAAUGAGCUAUAUUCAAAUUCCCAGAAAGAAAAAGAAAUGAGAGGAAUCCUAAAAUCUGAAACGCUUAGAUUGUUGGGUUCAGACAGUGUUGUUAUUCUGGAUGCAGGAAACUAUAUAAAAGGUUUCAGAUAUGAGUUGUAUUGCGCCUCCAAAAGCAGCAAGACGACCCAAGUGACUGUAGAGUGUUGUGCCAAUUCAGAGCAAGCUUGGACGUGGAAUUUGGAUCGUGCAGAAGAAGAACGCUACAGCAGAGAAGCAUUUGACGCUUUAAUUAUGAGAUAUGAGACCCCAGACAGUCGUAACAGAUGGGAUAGUCCUCUGAUAACUCUACAGCAUGAUGAUGUCUUCCCUACAGAUGUCCUCUUUAAUGCACUGUUUCAUCGGAAACCGCCACCACCAAACCAAUCCACUCAGUGUGCUCCUCUGUCCUCGACUAAUUUUCUCUAUGAACUUGACAAAGUGACACAAGAAAUUGUUGCGAGCCUACUUUCGGCACAGAAGAUGGGUGCCUGCGGAGAUGUAAAGGUUCCCGGGUACAAUGAUAUUAUCACUCUCCCAGACACUACGUUGUCAGCUGCUCAGCUGGCUAGACAUCGUAGAGAGUUUCUGAAGUAUACGAGUCUGAAUCCACCGAUCACAGGCCACGACUCAACGGCUAACCUGGCCGGAAUGUUUAUACAGUUUCUCAAUACAACUCUGGCAAACAGCCGGUGAAAAACACCAUUGUGUGAAAUAGACAUUUUGAGAUAUUAAGUUGUCCGAUAGAAAUUUGAAUACUAUAUACAGUUUAUCAAUUUAAAACAAAACACAACUCAUAUUUUUUUAAACGUACAAAAUUUUUAGAAUACCAAGGGUUGAAGGAAAAUGCUGUCAAAUUUCUAGUGUAUUUUUUCCGUUUCUAACACAGUUUGAGUUUAGUAAACAAUUCCAGGUUUUCAACUAAGUUUUCUCGGAUCCCAUAAACUAUAAUGACUGCUCUUGCCUCAAAAGUGUGAAUAGCCCAUGAAUUUUAUGAAAAAGAUUAUACAAAUUAUGAUCCAAAUUAAUUUGUACAAGAAUUUAUUAUUAUUUAUUAUACAAGAACUUGUUAGUUACUAUUGUUACUAAUUAUUUUUUAUAUCACCCUCCUUGAAACUACUUUGUUGUAAUCUAAGUGUAAAUAAUACUUUAGUACAAAAUGA